AUGCAGGCUCCAGUAGUGGUAAUGAACACCGGUGCCGGUGAACGGCAGACGGGUCGCAAGGCCCAGAUGUCCAACAUCGCGGCCGCCAAGACCGUCGCCGACAUUAUUCGAUCAUGCUUGGGUCCCAAGGCUAUGUUGAAGAUGCUCCUCGACCCCAUGGGCGGUAUCGUCCUUACCAACGAUGGCCAUGCCAUCCUCAGAGAGAUUGAGGUCUCGCACCCUGCAGCAAAGAGCAUGAUCGAGCUCAGCCGGACACAAGACGAAGAGGUUGGCGAUGGUACAACAACGGUCAUUAUUCUGGCUGGCGAGAUGCUUGCGCAGUCCCUCCCUCAGCUCGAGCGUAACAUUCACCCCGUCCAGAUCAUCGCCGCCUUCCGCCGCGCGCUGAAGGACGCCCUCGAGAUCGUCGACGAUAUCUCCCUCCCCAUCGAUGUCAACGACGACAAGGCCAUGCGCGGCCUCAUUUCCUCUUCUAUCGGCACCAAGUUCAUCUCGAGAUGGUCCGACCUGAUGUGCGACCUGGCUCUCCGCGCAGUCCGCACCGUCACCUGGGAGGCCGGCAACGGAAAAACCGAGGUCGACAUCAAGAGAUACGCACGUGUGGAGAAGGUGCCGGGCGGUGAGAUCGAGGACAGCAGAGUGCUAGACGGAGUCAUGCUCAACAAGGACAUCACCCACCCCAAGAUGCGCCGGAGAAUAGAGAAUCCCAGAAUCGUCCUCCUCGACUGCCCCUUGGAGUACAAGAAGGGCGAGUCGCAGACCAAUAUCGAGAUUUCCAAGGAGGAGGACUGGAACCGUAUCCUGCAGAUUGAGGAGGAGCAGGUUAAGGCUAUGUGCGAGGGUAUUAUUGCUCUUAAGCCCGAUCUGGUCAUUACCGAGAAGGGUGUCUCAGAUCUCGCUCAGCACUACUUCAUGAAGGCUAACAUCACCGCCCUCCGCCGCGUUCGCAAGACGGACAACAACAGAAUAGCAAGAGCGACGGGCGCCACCAUUGUCAACCGCGUCGAUGACAUCCAGGACUCCGAUGUCGGCACGCUCUGCGGCCUGUUUGAGAUUGAGAAGAUUGGCGACGAGUACUUCACCUUCCUCACCGGAUGCAAGAACCCCAAGGCCUGCACAGUGCUCCUCCGCGGCCCGUCGAAGGACGUGCUCAACGAGAUUGAGCGUAACCUGCAGGAUGCCAUGGGUGUUGCUCGCAACGUCAUGUUCAACCCCAGACUCUCCCCCGGUGGUGGUGCUACUGAGAUGGCCGUCUCGGUGCGGUUGAGCCAGCUCGCAAAGGGCGUCGAGGGUGUCCAGCAAUGGCCGUACAAGGCCGUCGCUGACGCGCUUGAGGUUAUCCCCCGUACCUUGGUCCAGAAUGCCGGUGCCAGCCCCGUCAGAGUACUGACUGACCUGCGCGCCAAGCACGCAGAGGGUAAGCACUCGUGGGGUAUUAACGGUGACUCUGGCGUUGUCGCCGACAUGAAGGAGUACGGUGUGUGGGAGCCGGAGGCUAUCAAGUUGCAGAGCAUCAAGACGGCGAUUGAGUCCGCUUGCUUGCUCCUCAGAGUAGACGACAUUUGCAGCGCAAGAAAGGCAGCGCAAAUGGGCAACGGCCUGCACGGAGGUGGCGACGAAUAA
Messenger RNA from Colletotrichum abscissum, 1623 nucleotides. RefSeq names its product T-complex protein 1. Gene Ontology annotation, biological process: protein folding. The record is from RefSeq and is a predicted model, not a curated record. The coding region runs from base 1 to 1623 and encodes 540 amino acids. Gene Ontology annotation, molecular function: ATP hydrolysis activity; ATP-dependent protein folding chaperone; ATP binding. NCBI's taxonomy places the organism in Eukaryota, Fungi, Ascomycota, Sordariomycetes, Glomerellales, Glomerellaceae. The transcript is spliced from 6 exons. Gene Ontology annotation, cellular component: chaperonin-containing T-complex.